Messenger RNA from Acytostelium subglobosum LB1, 684 nucleotides. RefSeq lists its product as hypothetical. The record is from RefSeq and is a predicted model, not a curated record. The annotation marks the transcript as partial. Lineage: Eukaryota; Evosea; Eumycetozoa; Acytosteliales; Acytosteliaceae. The transcript has 3 exons. Gene Ontology annotation, biological process: late endosome to vacuole transport via multivesicular body sorting pathway; vesicle budding from membrane. Gene Ontology annotation, cellular component: ESCRT III complex; multivesicular body; cytoplasmic side of plasma membrane.
AUAAAACAAAAUAAAAUGUCAACAGGAAUAAUGAAGUUGUUUGGAAAGCCAAAGCCCAAUCCUGCUCAGACGCAGGAAACAAUAUCAAAGUUGAGAACAACAAUAGAUAUGUUGGAGAAGAGAAGGAACUUCCUCCAACAGAAGGCAGAUAGUAAAGAAGCUGAAGCCAAGCAAUUUGUUGCCAAGAAAAAGAAGAGAGAGGCACUGUUAUGUUUGAAACAUAGGAAUGUAUAUCAGAAUGAAGUUAACAAGUUAAAUGGCACCUACGAUACAUUGAAUACCCAGAUAUUCGCAUUGGAGAAUGGAGUAAUGAAUGAGGUGAUUAUGGGCUCGAUGAGAAGUGGGGCUGAGCAACUGAAGGUCCUCCAGAAUAAUCUCACCGUCGAGAAGGUUGAGACCAUCUUUGACGACAUUGAGGAGACGUUUGCUGUACAGGAUGAGUUAUCGAGGGCAAUGAGCCAACCCAUGGGCUCCCAAGUAGACGAAGAUGAUCUGUUAGCAGAACUUGAGGAAAUGGAGAAAGAAGAACUCGAAUCACAUCUGUCAACCGUCAAGGCUCCACCAUCCAGAGAGCCUGUUAUUAGAGAGGCACCAAUUACAUUCCCAUCCGCAUCCAAAGUUAGACCACAAAUCUCGGAAGAGGACGCAGAGUAUAGAGCCCUUGAAGAGAGUUUGCUUAUGUAG